AUGUAUCAAGGUGAAUAUUUUGAGCGAGGUCGUAUUCGUCUCAUUCUGGGGAAAAGUGUUGAUGAUUUAUGUCAGCUGGAAAGGUCUGUUAUCAACAAGGUGAAUUCUGGUGGCUCCGGCACAGAUAUUUCAUACUGGGAAGGCCUUCUAGUGCAUUUGAAAGUGUAUAUCGCGAAAACGCGCCUGAAGGAAUUCCAUCAGAAGAUGCUAAAGUUGAAACUGGCCAGGAUUCGUGAAGAACAAAUGAAGGAAAUUGGAAAAAUUGACUCCCAUGGACGACCCACUGUUAAGAAAAGGCCUCUUUCUGACGAUGAUGAAGACGAUUUAGAAAAGCAGGUACGGAAAAAGAUAGAUCUUGAUGAACUCGAGUCUGCGGAUCUUGAUGACGAACAGAAAGAAAUGCGUUGGAGGCAAUUAUCCCCUGAGCAGCUGGAAGUUGCUACGUUAGAGCUCUACGAACGCGGCGGUUAUAGUCCCACUUAUGGCGAUAUUAAUGACACAAUGCCGGGCAUUGAGGUACUGGACGAGGAGAAUGAUAUGAAAGAUCUUUUGAAAAGGAGGCAAGAACAUCGAAAACAACCCGCUGGUGUUUCAAAAAUCGAUGCUGAAAUGCUUGCAAUUGCCAGAAAAGGCAUGGAAGGGGAUGAGUCAACUUUUUCUGUUGAGCAGCCGCUGGAAGCACAGUCGCACUUAUGGUCGGACAAAUAUCGUCCUCGCAAGCCGACGUACUUGAAUCGUGUACAGACUGGAUUCGACUGGAACAAAUACAAUCAAACUCACUACGACAUGGACAAUCCUCCACCAAAAAUUGUGCAGGGCUACAAAUUCAAUAUUUUUUAUCCCGAUUUGCUGGAUCCAUCGGAGACACCUUCGUUUACUGUUACUCCUUGCGAUGAUCCAGAUUUUGCGGUAAUCAGGUUUAAGGCAGGUCCUCCAUAUGAGGAUAUCGCUUUCAAAUGUGUAAAUCGUGAAUGGGAAAUGUCCUAUAAGGACAAUUUGGUCCGGUUAUUGUUUACCGUAAAUGGUACUGGAUUUGUUCUCAUCGCUACAAUACUGUUUGUUAUUGAUGCGAUUGGAACUUUUUUUAUCAUCCAGAAAGUACCGUACACUGAAAUCGACUGGUCAACAUAUAUGCAGCAGGUGGAGUGUUACGUGAAGAAGAAUAUACGCAACUAUUCUCAGAUUGAAGGUGACACUGGCCCCGUAGUGUAUCCUGCUGGGCACCUCUUAACCUACAGUGUCUUCCAUACAUUGACCAAUGCGGGUAAAGAUAUUCGAAUGGCUCAAUAUAUUUUUAUGGGGCUUUACCUCAUGAAUUUGCUGGCUGUAUUUCGCCUUUACUAUAAAUCCAAUAAGAUAGCUCCUUUCGCCCUAGUAUUUCUAUGCUUCACCGCGUAUCGCAUUCAUUCGAUUUUUGUACUACGAUUAUUUAAUGAUCCAGUGGCUAUGCUAUUCUUCUACUUGGCUGCUAAUUUCUUCAUAUCGCAACAGUGGUUGAUCGGUUGCUUACUGUACAGCUUCGCUGUCUCAAUCAAAAUGAAUGUGUUGCUGUUUGCUCCUUCACUGUUUUUCAUUCUUUUACUAAAUAUUGGUAUAUGGAGAACAAUACUGAAUCUCACAUGUUGUGCUGUUGUGCAGAUUUAUGUCGGGCUGCCUUUUCUUAUGUAUGAUCCGGUAGCGUAUAUCCGCCGGUCUUUUGAUCUUGGUCGCGUUUUCCUUUUCAAGUGGACGGUCAAUUGGCGAUUUCUUCCCGAAGAGGUAUUCCUAUCUCCUCGACUCCAUCUUGCACUACUUUCUUGUCACAUUGUGGUGCUUGCGAUCUUCGGAUACCAUAUGUGGUUCAGAUCUCACGGAGGGUUGCGAGCGUCUCUCAUCGAACUUUCACACGGAAUUAGAACGAGGACUGGUGUUGGAGAGACGCUUUUUGCGUUGUUCUCGGCAAAUUUGCUUGGUAUAACUUUUGCCCGCUCCCUACACUACCAGUUCUAUAGUUGGUAUUAUCACCAGCUUCCAUUUCUCCUAUUCUGGAACUCUAGUGGGUCCACAUCUACCAAGCAGUCAGCGAAUGUGCCAUGGUUAUCGAUGAUUAUAAAAGCUGCGGGUUUAAUAGGCAUUGAAAUCUGCUGGAAUGUGUAUCCAUCAACAGCUCUUUCCUCGGCAUUCCUUCAUGUCUGUCACAUCUCCAUCAUCACAUACCUCAUUGCGAAUCGCAUUGAACGCUUCAAGAGAAAAGCAAAAUCCUUGUAA
Messenger RNA from Necator americanus (New World hookworm), 2247 nucleotides. RefSeq lists its product as uncharacterized. Gene Ontology annotation, cellular component: endoplasmic reticulum. Gene Ontology annotation, molecular function: dol-P-Man:Man(5)GlcNAc(2)-PP-Dol alpha-1,3-mannosyltransferase activity; protein binding. Lineage: Eukaryota; Metazoa; Nematoda; Chromadorea; Rhabditida; Ancylostomatidae. The transcript has 20 exons. The record is from RefSeq and is a predicted model, not a curated record. Bases 1 to 2247 code for a protein of 748 amino acids.